Messenger RNA from Thermothielavioides terrestris NRRL 8126, 1839 nucleotides. RefSeq lists its product as uncharacterized. Gene Ontology annotation, molecular function: ribose phosphate diphosphokinase activity; magnesium ion binding. Gene Ontology annotation, biological process: purine nucleotide biosynthetic process; ribonucleoside monophosphate biosynthetic process; 5-phosphoribose 1-diphosphate biosynthetic process. Gene Ontology annotation, cellular component: cytoplasm; ribose phosphate diphosphokinase complex. The record is from RefSeq and is a predicted model, not a curated record. The coding region runs from base 86 to 1609 and encodes 507 amino acids. NCBI's taxonomy places the organism in Eukaryota, Fungi, Ascomycota, Sordariomycetes, Sordariales, Chaetomiaceae. The transcript is spliced from 2 exons.
UUUUUUUAAAGUAUUUUACCGAGCGAAAAGCUGAAAUUUUCCAACACCUUCUCCGGCAACCUCGCCCGAGCACCGCCAGGAGACCAUGCGCGGCACCUUGAUCUUUGCGGGCAGCUCCUGCCCGGACCUCACAGACAAGAUAUGCCACAACCUGGGCAUGGCGCGGGCAGAUGCCGAGCUCACGCAAUUUUCCAAUGGCGAGACAAGCGUGCGCAUCCUCACCAGCGUCCGGGAGAAGGACGUCUUUGUCGUCCAGUCGGGCAGCCCCAAGAUCAACGACACAAUCAUGGAGCUGCUCAUCAUGAUCUCUGCCUGCAAGGGAGGCUCGGCCAACAAGAUCACCGCGGUGUUGCCUUACUUCCCCUACAGCCGCCAAUCGAAGAAGAAGCCUCAUAGGGGAGCCAUUACUGCGAGAAUGCUGGCCAAUCUCCUCGAUGUCGCGGGCGUGAAGCACGUCGUCACGGUCGAUCUUCACGCGUCGCAGAUGCAGGGCUUCUUCAAGUGCCCCGUCGACAACCUCCACGCGGAGCCCCUGAUCGCCCGCUGGAUCCGCCGGAACGUGCCUAGGUGGCAGGAGGCGGUGGUGGUAUCUAAGAACGCCGGCGGCACCAAGCGGGUCACCUCGCUCGCCGACGCGUUGAAACUCAACUUCGGCAUGGUGACGACGGACAAGAAGAGGGGCCCCAGCAUGGCGAGCAUGGCGGCCAGCAUGAUGGGCUACCCAAUGGACGGGAUCGAGCGGCAGCCGGUGCUCGACACGGCCGGCAACCAGGUGCGUAACAACUCAUCGGAGCCCGAGAGUGAGACACCCGCCGCAGAGAGCGGACGAUCGCAAGAUUCCCGCAUGGCCGCGGAUGCUCAAGGAUCGCCACGGAUGCGCGCUAACGGCACGCACUCGCGAAACGCCGCCAAUCGCAACUCCCCGCCGAGGCGGUCGCAAACCAUGCUAUCCCAGUCGUCCGUCAUCGACGAGCUCGACGAGGAGCACGAGGCAGACGGCCUGGAGUACAACGACCAGCGCGCCCACGAGGUGACGCAUGGGCGGUUGGUGCAGGGCCACAUCGUGCCGGACGAUUUCCAGUCGCCGGCCACGUCGGUGGCCGACACGAGCGUGCCCGAGGAGGAUCCCAUGGCCAUGUCUCAUGCUUCUUCCUUCUUCGCGCCCCAGCCGCACGCGCUGGGCGGGUCCGGGGACGGCGGGGCCAGCUCGGAUGAGGAGGACGACAUCCUCAAGGACCCCAAGGUCGAGCACACCAUCACGCUAGUGGGCAACGUGAGGGACCGGACUGUGUUCAUCGUCGAUGACAUGAUCGACAAGCCCGGUUCGUGGAUCGCAGCGGCCGAGACGGUGGUUAAGCGCGGCCGUGCGAACAAGGUCUACUGCAUCGCCACUCACGGCGUCUUUGGAGGAGACUGCCUGGAGCAGAUGCAAGCAUGCGACUGCAUCGACACCAUCGUGGUGACCAACAGCUAUCCGAUCCCGGAGGACAGGGCGCGCAAUGCGAGCAAGCUAGUGGUGCUCGACCUAUCCUUCCUCCUGGCCGAGGCUAUACGGCGGAACCACUACGGCGAGUCCAUGUCGCCGCUGUUCCAGCACCUCAUGGAUUAAUACGGAUGACAUAAUGACGAUGUAUCAUGGCACGAUUACGGCAGGUCGCGUCUUUUCUUUUUUCUCUUUUUCUCCUGCCGGCGCUUUACUUGGCCAUCGGUGGCCACACAGAGGCCCCUUCUCUCCCUCCCUCCGAGGCAUGAGCAGUGUUUGGGUUACUGCUAGCGUUGGCGUUGGGCGAAAUACAGACGGCGGGUGGCGCUCUUUUUGACUCGGCACACCAGGACGGU